AUGGAGGAGAGGGACGACGCCCAAGCCACGCCGGCGGUCGAGGGGCCAGGGAAUGACUCAACUACACACACAACCAAUCCAUCAUCAUCCACGCCUACGGCUUACUCUGCGGGUGCGGCGGAAAAGGGGCAGCUGAAGAUUGACACCUUUGUGGAGGAGAAGUACGCCCCCUACCUGCGAGAGUACACCGUGCUCAUUGAAUAUAAGCAACUGCCGCAGCACGUGCCUAGUGGCGUGUUUGUGCUGCCUUCUCUCCAGAGCCUCUUCGAGUGGCACGGGGUCAUGUUCAUACGUCAGGGCCUCUACAAGAAAGGGGUCUUCAAGUUCGUGCUGUCCAUCCCCGAAGCCUAUCCCGAUGCCGCGCCCACGCUGAGAUUCGUGACUCCCGUGUUCCAUCCCCUCGUUUCCGCCCAAGGCGAAGUGGACCUCACGCGAGCGUUUCCCCGGUGGGUGGCCUACCGGGACCAGAUCUGGUGUGUGCUGGCCCAUGUGAAGAAACUCUUCUAUCACAUACAAGCCGACAACCCCCUCAACGCGGACGCUGCAGCCAAGUUUCUGGCCGCGGAUGCCUCCGAAUUCGAGCAGAGCGCGGUCAAGUGUGUGGAGGACUCGCUGAAGGACGUGUACAUAAACCCAACGGACAGCAGCCUUCGCUUCGCGGAGUGGAACCAACACUUUGAGAACCUGCGGAACUACAUUUUGGAGAAGGAAGACGAGAACGAGGGCAUCAUUUCGUGGGUGUCCAAGGGAGUGUCUAAGAUCAUCAAUAUUAGAUAUUGA
This is a messenger RNA of Acanthamoeba castellanii str. Neff, 780 nucleotides long. RefSeq names its product Ubiquitinconjugating enzyme subfamily protein. The record is from RefSeq and is a predicted model, not a curated record. NCBI's taxonomy places the organism in Eukaryota, Discosea, Longamoebia, Acanthamoebidae. The transcript has 7 exons. Bases 1 to 780 code for a protein of 259 amino acids.